ACGAAGGGUAUUUCCGUAACCCGAACGCUAUAAAUUCCUCUCCACCAUUUCUUCCCGAAUCUCAUUUCUCAUCAUCCUCUGCAAAUUCCAUCUCUCUGAUGGCAGACUCCAAUUCCCAAACCCUAGCCCCACCAUCCAAUUGCUCCCAAUCCUCAGAAGCUCCAAUCGAUGGCAACGUCCUCGUUGCCCGUUCCCUUGCCCUCGCCGGCAUCGAUCGCAUGUUCGGUGUUGUCGGCAUCCCUGUCACAUCCCUUGCCACACGCUCCGUCGCCCUCGGCAUCCGCUUCCUCGCCUUCCACAACGAGCAGUCUGCUGGCUAUGCCGCAUCUGCCUACGGCUACCUCACCGGCCGCCCGGGCAUUCUCCUCACUGUCUCUGGGCCCGGAUGCGUUCACGGCCUCGCUGGCCUCUCCAAUGCUGCGGCCAACGCCUGGCCGAUGGUUAUGAUCUCCGGCUCGUGUGAUCAGAAGGACUUUGGGAAGGGCGACUUCCAGGAGCUUGAUCAGAUUGGGGCGGUAAAACCCUUUUCGAAACUGUCUGUGAAAGCGAAGGAUAUUACGGAAAUACCCCAUCUUGUAUUCGAAGUGGUUCGUUGCGCUGUGUCGGGGCGCCCUGGCGGGUGUUAUCUCGAUCUUCCAACGGAUGUUCUCCACCAGACGGUUACUGAAUCCGAAGCUGCUAAAAUCUUGGCUGCUGCUGCGUCAUCUGAAAGUGUGGGACCAGAAACCUCAGAACCAGUAGAAAUUGGGAAAGCAGUUGAUUUGCUCAGACACGCGGAACGGCCAUUGAUUGUAUUUGGAAAGGGGGCUGCUUUUUCACGAGCUGAAAAUGAGCUUAAGAAGUUGAUAGAAAAGACGGGGAUUCCGUUCCUGCCGACACCGAUGGGAAAAGGCUUGGUGUCUGACACGCAUGAGCUUGCAGCAACAGCUGCGCGGUCACUCGCAAUUGGCCGCUGUGAUGUUGCUCUUGUUGUUGGGGCCCGGUUAAACUGGCUGCUGCAUUUUGGAGAGCCACCGAAAUGGUCGAAAGAUGUGAAAUUUAUACUGGUUGACAUCUCAAAGGAAGAGAUUGAGCUUCGGAAACCGCAUCUGGGUUUGGUUGGGGAUGCGAAGAGGAUUUUGGGUUUGAUGAAUGAGGAGAUUAAGGACAAUCCUUUCUGUUUCGGAAAAUCACAUCAGUGGGUUGAGGCAAUUUCGAAGAAGGCGAAAGAUAAUGUUGGGAAGAUGGAAAUUCAGCUGGCGAAGGAUGUAGUGCCAUUUAAUUUCUUUACGCCGAUGAGGAUUAUAAGGGAUGCGAUUCUUGCAGAGGGGAGCCCGGCACCUAUUUUGGUUUCGGAGGGUGCCAAUACGAUGGAUGUGGGGCGGGGUGUGCUGGUUCAGACUGAGCCGAGGACGCGGUUGGAUGCAGGGACUUGGGGAACAAUGGGGGUUGGUCUGGGUUACUGCAUUGCUGCUGCAGUGGCAUCGCCUGAUCGGCUCGUGGUUGCUGUUGAAGGGGAUUCUGGAUUCACGUUCAGCGCCAUAGAAGUCGAGACUUUGGUGAGAUACCAGUUAGCAGUGGUUGUGAUUGUCUUUAACAAUGGUGGUGUAUAUGGUGGUGACCGGAGGAACCCUGAAGAAAUUACAGGGCCUUACAAAGAAGACCCUGCACCAACUUCUUUUGUCCCAGGUGCAGCUUAUCAUACCUUAAUGGAAGCUUUUGGAGGAAAAGGUUAUCUUGUUGGGACACCACAAGAGCUCAAGUCCGCUCUCACUGAAUCAUUUUCUGCACGGAAACCUGCAGUUAUAAAUGUUACCAUCGAUCCUUAUGCUGGUGCUGAAAGCGGCAGAAUGCAGCACAAGAACUGAGGUAUCUCAGUGCCUCUUUAGGAUUGAGCUUCACGCAUGAUGAGUCUGAUGGGUUUUGUGACAUACUUCAAUAACUCCCAAACGGUUUGAUGCUAGCAUGCAAUAGCUGUUAAUAUACUGGUCCAUAUCAGGAGAUUGUUAUGUUGUUUGAAUAAGUCCUUAAACGCUGAGAGUGACACGUUGUAUUUAUAUCAUUAUCAUGUCAAAGUCAAUGAAGUUAGAAUUUUGGAAUAUCA
Messenger RNA from Magnolia sinica, 2083 nucleotides. RefSeq names its product 2-hydroxyacyl-CoA lyase. Gene Ontology annotation, biological process: fatty acid alpha-oxidation. The transcript has 2 exons. Bases 99 to 1847 code for a protein of 582 amino acids. The record is from RefSeq and is a predicted model, not a curated record. Gene Ontology annotation, cellular component: peroxisome. NCBI's taxonomy places the organism in Eukaryota, Viridiplantae, Streptophyta, Magnoliopsida, Magnoliales, Magnoliaceae. Gene Ontology annotation, molecular function: thiamine pyrophosphate binding; magnesium ion binding; catalytic activity.